This is a messenger RNA of Olea europaea var. sylvestris, 2563 nucleotides long. RefSeq lists its product as uncharacterized. Gene Ontology annotation, biological process: mRNA destabilization. Gene Ontology annotation, molecular function: mRNA binding. Lineage: Eukaryota; Viridiplantae; Streptophyta; Magnoliopsida; Lamiales; Oleaceae. The coding region runs from base 462 to 2339 and encodes 625 amino acids. The record is from RefSeq and is a predicted model, not a curated record. Gene Ontology annotation, cellular component: cytoplasm. The transcript has 9 exons.
UCAACGUAUUUUUCACUAUGCAGGACUCGGCAAUGGUGGCACCUGUAGGAAACAGUAUAAUUUUCGCAAAUUUCGCAUUAAUGAUAUCCGUCAAAGUAGAGAAAAUUAAUCAAAUCAUGCCCAAAUAAGUUAUAAGUCUUUGUAAUCUGCAAGAAUGACGUAGCAGUUGAAAUUUCCAUCAUAAUUUUGCUUUCGGCCCCCACCCCAACAAAACUGGUCCCGGGUACUCUUGCUUUGAGAUUGAGAUCUCUUUUAUGCAGUGAUCGAUGAAUUUCCUUCCUUUACACAUCAAUUUUAAGGUCUACAGUCCAAUUAUAAGCCAUUGAUCGUGUAAUUCCACGCCCUAGUGAGUCGAUCAAUGAAUUAAGGGUGAUCUUGAGUCUCUGUAUUUAGCUUUGAUUGGUCGUAAUCUGUGCUCCCUGUGUUUCUAAGACUCUACUAAGUCACCAAGCGCAUCAAUCAUGGAUGCAGAAGAAACUUCUCGAGAGCCAGAUAGCAUGAAGGAACAGGGUGCUGCUAUAUCUCAUUUUGAACAAGCUGUUGGUCAAUCAAGAUCUUUUGGCUCAUAUGGUGAUCUUUCAGUUUAUCCUCCAAAUUUCUAUGCCCCUCAGGCACACACAAUCUACCAUAAAGGUUAUGAAAAUUUUCCGGGUGGAUGGGAUGAGUUCCCUCUAUACAGAAACACUGAAGGGCUGAAUACUAGAUCUCCUGGCAUCUAUAAUGACAAUCCUUCUCUUAUGUCUCAUAACUGUUAUGGCUACAACCUACAGAUGCCAUAUGGGCCAUAUGGCCCCAUUUCUACACCUUCGCAUCCUGUCGGUGGUGAUACUCCUAUAUAUUCACCUCAGCAAUAUACAUACUCUAGACAACCAUAUUAUCAGCAAGUAGUUUCUCCUACUCUGCCAUAUAUUGCUCCAUCUUCUCCAGUUUCACUAGCGGACUCGUUUGUGAAUGUUGACCAACUAGUUGAUGGAAGGCUUCAUGGUCCAGGAAUGGGUUAUGCCUCUUCAUUUGAGUCUUCUGGUAGAGGAAAUUACUCUGGAAACCCUGGAGGGGUUGGCUUUCAGGAUAUGUGGCAGGGAUUUGACGCAUAUAGAACUGGUGGCCUUUGGUCUGAUUGGCCAAAAUCCUCAGAUAGGCAGCGGCCUCUUACUCCAGUGUCGUUGUCCGCAUCUUCACAAGCAAACGGAAGUUUUGGAUCAUUUGGGCAAAAUGUCGGAACGGCUUCACAACAGCCAAGUUCGUUUUAUGGGUUUGGAUCCGGUUCAGAUUUUUGCAAUAAUAGUUGCCAUCGACUUAAUCAAGGUUCUAAUAUUGGACACACUACUUAUAAUUUGGGAACUAACGGUAGGGCCUGGCUUGCUCUGGACAAUGGCAGGCUAUGUGGCAGAGGCAACGGUACUUUAUGCAGUUGUAGUCGUACCAUUGACAUUUUCAAUGAGCAGAAUCGAGGCCCAAGAGCCUUUAAAUCAAAGGGCGAGAUUGCCACCGAAAAUUACCUAUCAACUGAUGCUAACAAACAUUUGUCUACUGUGGCCAAGAUGCAUGGAAUGUCUAACAACUGCCAAGAUUUUGUCAUAGAAUACAAAGAUGCAAAAUUUUUUGUUAUUAAAUCUUACAGCGAAGAUAAUGUCCACAGGAGCAUCAAGUAUGGUGUCUGGGCCAGCACUCCAAAUGGAAACCGAAAACUGGAUGUUGCAUACCGUGAAGCAAAGGAGAAGCAAACCACCUGUCCUGUAUUUCUCUUUUUCUCGGUUAAUGCUAGUGCCCAGUUUUGUGGAGUGGCUGAAAUGGCAGGACCUGUAGAUUUUGAGAAGAGUGUGGACUAUUGGCAGCAAGAUAAAUGGAGUGGGCAGUUUCCUGUUAAGUGGCACGUCAUAAAAGAUGUUCCCAACAGCCAGUUUCGUCACAUUGUGCUUGAGAGUAACGAUAACAAGCCUGUAACCAACAGUCGAGACACACAAGAGGUAAAAUUUGAGCAAGGUAUUGAAAUGUUGAAUAUUUUCAAGAAGUAUGAAACCGAUGUGUCAAUCCUUGAUGAUUUCGAUUUUUAUGAAGACCGGCAAAAAUCCAUGCAAGAAACGAAGGCGAGAGAGCAGACCAGCUUGUUGAACAUUGGGGUAGUCGGAGGAAAUGAAAACAGAAAUGUUGUUGCGUUGCCUGAUGAUAUCAUCAAGCAAAUGACGAAAAGUUAUGCUCAGAUUGUUAAAUUGGAUGAUUGCAGUGAAAACAGUUUGGUUACCGAAAAACUUGCUCCUGUAUGGGAUGGUUACGCUGGUGCCAGGGUCGACGCCGAAGGUACUGCUACUAUGACCGUGUCAGGUGCUCAGUCGAGCUAGGCAGUUUUCAGUCAAGUGCACUCGUGGUGAUCUUUUAGAUUGUUUUGUGGUUUUGCAUCCACUCUGGUCCGUCUUUGUUUUAGUUCUGGAAUAUCUUAGUGGAAAAUCGAGCUAGGUGGAUGCAUUUUGUGAAUUUUCUGUUCAUGUCUUCUUAUCUCCAAUCUAACGGUUUUAAAUUUUUUUUCAGACCAUUAUUUAUAUUUUAUUUGAAGUUUUCUUGUUGA